GGGCCCGGCUCUUGCGUCACGCGCGCGCGCGGGCCGUGUCGUGCGUCACCACCAUGGGCAGCAAGAUGGCGGCCGCCACCAGGGUCGUGCAGGUGGUGAAGCCACAUACUCCUUUAAUUAAGUUCCCAGACAGGAAAGGUAGCCCCAGACCUAAAAUACAGGAAUCUCUACAAGCAAGUGUGCCAUCCCUCCAUGCACAAGAGUCUGUAGGAGCCAGAUCACCAGCCUUUCAAAACACUUUACCUGGUAGUAGAGUACAAGGUACACCAGACACUUCUGAAUUAGCAAGAAUCUUACCUCUGAAAUACAGAAGGAGACUUGUGUCAGAGGAAGAGAUAGAAUAUAUCCAACGUGGAGGUCCGGAAUAAGUAUGGAAGAUUGUUGGCCAUUGUUGAAGAAUGGAGUAUUGUAUUCACAAUAAAGGUGUUU
Cuculus canorus (common cuckoo) is the source of this 429-nucleotide messenger RNA. It is a transcript of the gene KGD4, whose product is annotated as mitochondrial ribosomal protein S36. The coding region runs from base 54 to 368 and encodes 104 amino acids. The record is from RefSeq and is a predicted model, not a curated record. Gene Ontology annotation, biological process: 2-oxoglutarate metabolic process. Lineage: Eukaryota; Metazoa; Chordata; Aves; Cuculiformes; Cuculidae. The transcript is spliced from 4 exons.